This is a messenger RNA of Leopardus geoffroyi (Geoffroy's cat), 7225 nucleotides long. RefSeq names its product protocadherin related 15 (gene PCDH15). Lineage: Eukaryota; Metazoa; Chordata; Mammalia; Carnivora; Felidae. Gene Ontology annotation, cellular component: plasma membrane; desmosome; stereocilium. Gene Ontology annotation, biological process: homophilic cell-cell adhesion; inner ear development; sensory perception of sound. Bases 464 to 5626 code for a protein of 1720 amino acids. The transcript has 38 exons. The record is from RefSeq and is a predicted model, not a curated record. Gene Ontology annotation, molecular function: calcium ion binding.
CUCCCCUAGCCCUCCUGGCUGGGCUGGCACAGAGGCUCCCGGCUGACGGCUGCUGCUCCCGUGCGGGUGCCCCCACGUGCUGAGCUAAUCCUGACAGAUAGAGGGCAGACAGAAGCCCGCUCGCUGCUCCCAGUUAGCUGCUUGUGACAAGUAAGGCGGCCGACGUGCAUCUCGGAAAGGGGAGAAGGACAGUAUCCUCCUGGGCUAGCAUGUCAGGAGCUUUCUUCCCCUUGCACCUCUAGCAACGUUUUGUAGAUGCUGCAAAACUGGAUAUGAGUGCUUUCCAGAAACAAGGCGCGUAACGUGGGAACAGAUCCUCUUGCGCCCAGAUUAUGAACACUGGCUGCUUUGAAAGGGAUGUGCAGGACGCAGUCUUGGCGAGAAAACUUGCUGCAUAAUCUUACGUGGGCUCCCGAUGAAACUUUCAACCGGCAAAUCAGCCUUGAGCAGAAUUUGACAGAAGAUGUUACAACGGUUUUACCUCUGGAAAUGCUUAGCUUCGGGGAUCAUCCUGGGAGCGCUGUCUGCAGUCUGCUUCGGCCAGUACGAUGAUGACUGGCAAUAUGAGGAUUGCAAACUAGCUAGGGGAGGACCGCCAGCCACCAUAGUUGCCAUUGAUGAAGAAAGCCGGAAUGGUACGAUUCUGGUGGAUAACAUGCUGAUCAAAGGGACUGCGGGAGGACCAGACCCCACCAUCGAACUUUCCUUAAAGGACAACGUGGAUUACUGGGUGUUGCUGGACCCCGUCAAGCAAAUGCUCUUCCUGAACAGCACGGGCAGAGUUCUGGAUAGAGACCCCCCGAUGAACAUACACUCGAUCGUGGUGCAGGUGCAGUGCGUCAACAAGAAGGUGGGCACCGUCAUCUACCAUGAGGUCCGCAUCGUGGUGAGGGACCGCAACGACAACUCUCCCACGUUCAAGCACGACAGCUACUACGCCACGGUGAAUGAGCUCACUCCGGUCGGCACCACAAUAUUUACAGGGUUUUCAGGAGACAACGGAGCUACAGACAUAGAUGAUGGACCAAAUGGACAGAUAGAAUACGUCAUCCAGUACAAUCCGGAGGACCCGACAUCCAAUGACACCUUUGAAAUCCCCCUCAUGUUGACUGGGAAUGUGGUGUUAAGGAAGAGGCUCAACUAUGAAGACAAGACUCGGUACUUUGUCAUCAUCCAAGCUAAUGACCGGGCACAAAAUCUGAAUGAGCGGCGAACCACCACCACCACCCUCACGGUGGAUAUUCUGGACGGAGAUGACUUGGGUCCGAUGUUUCUUCCUUGUGUCCUUGUGCCGAACACUCGUGACUGUCGCCCGCUCACCUACCAAGCUGCCAUACCUGAGCUCAGAACUCCGGAAGAACUGAACCCCAUCGUGGUUACCCCGCCCAUCCAAGCUGUUGACCAGGACCGGAACAUUCAGCCGCCAGCAGAUAGACCAGGCAUCCUCUACUCCAUCCUUGUUGGGACUCCGGAGGAUUACCCACGAUUUUUCCAUAUGCAUCCUAGGACGGCAGAACUUAGCCUCCUGGAGCCCGUAAACAGAGAUUUUCACCAGAAAUUUGAUUUGGUUAUUAAGGCUGAACAAGACAAUGGUCACCCUCUGCCAGCCUUUGCCAGUCUACAUAUUGAAAUACUGGAUGAAAACAACCAGAGUCCCUACUUCACGAUGCCCAGUUAUCAAGGCUACAUUCUGGAAUCUGCCCCAGUGGGAGCCACUAUCUCCGACAGUCUGAAUUUGACCACCCCUCUUAGAAUUGUGGCUCUGGACAAGGACAUAGAGGAUACGAAAGACCCAGAGCUUCACCUUUUUCUCAACGAUUACACCUCAGUCUUCACCGUCACACAGACCGGUAUCACUCGCUACCUCACCCUACUUCAACCAGUGGACCGAGAAGAGCAGCAAACUUACACUUUUUCGAUAACAGCAUUUGAUGGUGUGCAAGAAAGCGAGCCAGUUAUUGUCAAUAUCCGGGUGAUGGAUGCAAAUGAUAACACUCCAACCUUCCCUGAAAUAUCCUAUGAUGUCUACGUUUAUACAGACAUGAGCCCCGGGGACAGCGUCAUACAGCUCACCGCGGUGGAUGCAGAUGAAGGGUCCAACGGGGAGAUUACCUACGAGAUCCUAGUUGGGGCUCAGGGAGACUUCACCAUCAACCGAACCACGGGGCUCAUCACCAUCGCUCAGGGGGUGGCACUGACAGUGGGGCGCACCUAUGCGCUCACAGUCCAGGCUGCAGACAACGCGCCUCCUGCAGAGAGAAGGCACUCCAUCUGCACCGUGUACAUUGAAGUGCUUCCUCCAAAUAAUCAGAGCCCUCCCCGCUUCCCACAGUUGAUGUACAGCCUUGAAAUCAGUGAAGCCAUGAGGAUUGGUGCUGUUUUAUUAAAUCUCCAGGCAACUGAUCGAGAGGGAGACCCAAUAACAUAUGCCAUUGAGAAUGGAGAUCCCCAGCGAGUUUUUAAUCUUUCAGAAACUACUGGGAUUCUAACCUUAGGGAAAGCCCUGGACAGGGAGAGCACCGAUCGCUACAUUCUGAUCGUCACUGCUUCCGAUGGCAGGCCGGAUGGGACCUCAACUGCCACGGUAAAUGUGUUAGUGACAGAUGUCAAUGACAACGCCCCAGUGUUCGAUCCUUAUCUGCCUCGAAAUCUGUCCGUGGUCGAAGAAGAAGCCAAUGCGUUUGUGGGUCAAGUAAGGGCAACAGACCCUGAUGUGGGAAUAAAUGGCCAGGUGCACUACAGUCUGGGCAACUUCAAUAAUCUCUUUCGCAUCACAUCCAACGGGAGUAUUUACACAGCAGUGAAGCUUAACCGAGAGGUCAGGGACUACUACGAACUUGUCGUUGUGGCAACCGAUGGGGCGGUUCACCCGCGUCACUCAACUCUGACGCUGGCCAUCAAAGUGUUGGAUAUUGAUGAUAACAGUCCCGUGUUCACUAACUCAACAUAUACUGUCAUCGUAGAAGAGAACCUGCCAGCUGGGACCACAUUCCUUCAGAUAGAGGCCAAAGAUGUUGACCUGGGAGCAAAUGUGUCUUAUCGGAUCAGAAGCCCAGAAGUCAAGCACUUUUUUGCACUACAUCCGUUUACAGGAGAACUCUCCCUCUUAAGGAGUUUGGACUAUGAGUCAUUUCCAGACCAGGAAGCAAGCAUCACUUUUCUCGUGGAGGCCUUCGAUAUUUACGGAACGAUGCCACCGGGCAUUGCUACUGUCACAGUGAUAGUGAAGGAUAUGAAUGAUUAUCCUCCAGUAUUUAGUAAACGAAUCUACAAAGGGAUGGUGGCUCCGGAUGCUGUCAAGGGCACACCUAUCACCACGGUUUAUGCUGAAGACGCAGACCCUCCUGGAUUACCUGCAAGUCGUGUGAGGUACAGAGUAGAUGAUGUCCAGUUUCCUUAUCCUGCUAGUAUUUUUGACGUAGAAGAAGAUUCUGGAAGAGUAAUAACUCGAGUCAAUCUUAAUGAAGAACCUACGACAAUUUUUAAGCUGGUGGUCGUUGCUUUUGAUGAUGGUGAGCCUGUGAUGUCCAGCAGUGCCACGGUGAAGAUUCUGGUCUUACAUCCUGGAGAAAUCCCACGCUUCACACAAGAGGAAUAUAGACCCCCUCCGGUGAGCGAACUUGCUGCCAGAGGCACAACAGUUGGCGUCAUUUCUGCAGCGGCCGUCAAUCAGAGUAUCGUGUACUCCAUUGUCUCAGGAAACGAAGAGGGUCUGUUUGGAAUCCACAACAUCACGGGUGUUAUCUAUGUCAAUGCCCCUCUGGAUUACGAGACAAGAACGAGCUAUGUGCUUCGAGUCCAGGCUGAUUCCCUGGAAGUGGUCCUCGCCAAUCUCCGAGUUCCUUCGAAAAGCAAUACGGCUAAAGUGUAUAUUGAAAUUCAGGAUGAGAAUGAUCAUCCCCCAGUGUUUCAGAAAAAAUUCUACAUUGGAGGUGUGUCUGAAGAUGCAAGAAUGUUUACUUCUGUGCUCAGAGUUAAGGCUACUGACAAAGAUACUGGCAAUUAUAGCGCCAUGGCAUACCGACUCAUCAUUCCACCAAUUAAAGAGGGAAAAGAAGGAUUUGUGGUAGAAACAUAUACCGGGCUCAUCAAAACCGCUAUGCUUUUCCACAACAUGAGAAGGUCCUACUUCAAAUUCCAAGUCAUCGCGACUGACAACUAUGGGCAGGGGCUAAGUGGCAAGGCAGAUGUGCUGGUGUCUGUGGUCAACCAGCUGGACAUGCAGGUGAUCGUUUCGAACGUGCCCCCGACUCUGGUGGAGAAAAGGAUAGAAGACCUUACAGAGAUUUUGGAUCGGUAUGUUCAGGAGCAAAUUCCUGGUGCCAAAGUGGUGGUGGAGUCCAUCGGUGCUCGCAGGCAUGGGGAUGCCUUUUCGCUAGAAGAUUACACCAAAUGUGACCUGACUGUCUAUGCAAUCGACCCCCAAACCAACAGAGCCAUCGACAGAAAUGAGCUUUUCAAAUUUUUGGAUGGCAAACUGCUUGAUAUCAAUAAAGACUUUCAGCCGUAUUAUGGCGAAGGAGGACGUAUUCUGGAGAUCCGGACCCCGGAGGCAGUGACCAGCAUUAAAAAGCGAGGAGAGAGCCUAGGCUAUACAGAGGGGGCCCUGCUUGCACUCGCCUUCAUCAUCAUCCUCUGCUGUAUCCCUGCCAUCUUGGUAGUUCUGGUCAGCUACAGACAGUUUAAAGUACGCCAAGCCGAGUGCACCAAGACAGCGCGAAUCCAGUCGGCAUUACCCGCAGCCAAGCCUGCUGCACCUGCGCCUGCACCUGUGGCCGCGCCCCCGCCGCCCCCGCCGCCCCCCGGGGCGCACCUGUAUGAGGAGCUGGGAGACAGCACCAUGAGAGGGUAUGCAUCAGAGCAACAGCAACUGCUGAGGCCUUCUCUUCUUAAACCAGAGGAGUUAUCCAUGGAGUCUGGAAUUGAUCCUGGCCAGGAAUUUGGACAAGAUUAUUACAGUUAUGAGCAUGGGUAUGAGAUGCCUCAGUAUGGAAGCCGUCGCCGUCUCUUACCACCAGCUGGACCAGAGGAGUAUGGUGAGGUGGUUGGUGAAGCCGAGGAAGAAUAUGAGGAGGAAGAGUGGGCCAGGAGACGGAUGAUCAAGCUGGUCGUGGACCGCGAGUAUGAGGCCAGCUCCACCGGAGAAGACAGCGCCCCAGAGUGUCAGAGGAACCGUGUGCACCCUCGCGGCCUGCACAGCAACAUCAAUGGCAACAUCUAUAUUGCACAGAACGGUUCUGUGCUGCGAACCCGCCGGGCCUGCCUCGCUGAUACCUUAAAAGCCACUUCCCCCGUGCGCCUGGGGAGGCACUUUAAGAAACUCGACAAGUUGGCAGUGACACAGGAGGAGAAUGUCCCCCUGAACACGUUGUCCAAGGGCCCGUUUUCCACCGAGAAGAUGAACACAAGGCCCACUCUUGUCACGUUCGCCCCUUGCCCCGUGGGGACCGACAGCUCAGCAGGGAGGCCGCUGGGCCCCAGGCUGAAAAGCACAGUUGAACAGGAGGCCGACAGUAAGAACGUCAGGGACCCUCUGGAAGUCCACAGCGACCACACGCACUCAGACGACGAGGAGCUCUGGAUGGGCCCCUGGAACAGCCUGCAUAUACCAAUGACAAAACUGUGACUGGGGUUUUCUAAGAAGUUACUUUGAUUUUUACUUCAGUUUUUAAUAAACUGCGCUUUUUAUUGUCGCCGACAAAACGACGUAUGGGAUUUAUAUCAUGCACACAAGCGAAAACUUUGGAAACUAUGCUUUAAACUUUAAAAAAAAAGACAAAUUUGCACUCACUCACAUUUGUAUUGGUGAAUUGUUCUUCCGGGAAAAUCUUUUUUGGACAGACUCUCAAUUCACUAAAUAACAUCUCACUUAAAUGCAUCACUUAGCUGUUUUGUUGGGUCUUGAAUUUUUUUUUCAUUAUAAUAAACAAGAAAUAAUUUACUAAGUCAUCAUUUAUAUUUUGUUGAUUAACAUAGAUGACUCUUCAUCUCCACCUUCACAGAACUUUUUUUGGUACAUGUGAAUUUUCUUUUCAUUAAAAAAAUGGGGAAAAAAUUUAUAUUAGAGGAUUUUACAGGUAAUGGGUUUAUACAGCUGCUGUCUACACCAUACUGAUUUUUUAAAAGAAUAAUAGAAUUACAAAGUGAUAGCAAAUGUGGGAAUCUUCCGUAAAUUAUUAGGAAUCAUGAACCUCUUUUCCUUAUUGUCCGAUAUAAAGUUUUUCAAAAUUUUACAUACGUAUCUGUUGACCUUUUAAGGAAUACUCGAGGUCCUAUCUCUUUUAUAAAUAUCAUCUGCGGUUUUCCCUCACUCCCAACCCCUUUGCACACACACUUUAUGAACACUGUAUCCACACCUAACAUAGUAUAAUUGAGUUUCGCCAUGUGAAGUGAAAUAAUGAUUUGGAAUUCUCCAAAUAAAUUCUCCACAGAAAUCUCCCCCUCAUCAAAAGCUUACUGAGGUGGAAAAAGAUCAAAUAGGAAGAACACAUUUAGAACCGCAAUUUCAAUAUGGAAGACAUAGAAAGAUCAGAGAAGUCUAUUUCAAUAUGGAAGACGUAGUAAGAUCAGAGAAGUCUCACAUUAAUGUCAUUGGACAUGAACAUUUUAUAAAGGAAUGUGGCAGGGUCAAGAAUGUAGGUAACAUGUAAAAUGCCUAGGAAGGGUAUAAAUCUAUAGCUUCAAGUCUAUUAUGGUAUUUCACUUCUCCAGCUCCAUUUUCUUUAUAGACUAUUUUAAGAAUGGUAAUAUCUAUGUGCAUAAAGUGCAGAACCAGAUCAAGAAAAAAAUGCCCAGGUAAUCAUUAUCAAAGAACACAGUCAAGAUUUCUCACCACUAAACAAAGCACAACAUUUCACCAUUCACAGAAAUGAAAACCUAGUAUCCUUUCCAAAACAAAAAAAAUCCCAGAAACUUGCCUUGUGUGCUGCAUACUCUCCAGAUGUUAGAAGGAUGGCACUACAAUUGAAGAAAAUUCGGAAUUUUACUGAAUAGGACUUCGUAGGAUAUAGCUAUAGUUCACCUCAAAUUUUGCACAGUAUUGACCAAGUUCGGAUUUCAAUAAAAUUCUCUCAUGCAUGCUUAUUAUAUGGUUGAAAGAGAUUGAAUAAUGCACUAUUAUUAAUUCCUCUCUCACAUUUCAUAGUUUAAAAAUAGCUGAUUAUAAUGUUUCCUUAUUUCCAAAGUGAAUGAAUCGUAUGUAACAUAAAUUUGCCAACUUAUAUAA